Chelmon rostratus (copperband butterflyfish) is the source of this 4569-nucleotide messenger RNA. It is a transcript of the gene lats2, whose product is annotated as large tumor suppressor kinase 2. Lineage: Eukaryota; Metazoa; Chordata; Actinopteri; Chaetodontiformes; Chaetodontidae. Bases 578 to 4099 code for a protein of 1173 amino acids. The record is from RefSeq and is a predicted model, not a curated record. Gene Ontology annotation, biological process: positive regulation of apoptotic process; peptidyl-serine phosphorylation; hippo signaling. Gene Ontology annotation, molecular function: protein binding; protein serine/threonine kinase activity; ATP binding. The transcript is spliced from 10 exons. Gene Ontology annotation, cellular component: nucleus; spindle pole.
AAAUGGAGGCACAUUUCAUCAUAUUUACCCAGUUCCUCCGUCUUCACUGAGCUCCUCGGCCCUAUCUACGCGCUCAGUAACCGAGAAAGGGACUUUAAAAGUUGUCGUCUGACGGGAUAUACUCUCCAAUCUUAGUUAUUCUUGCGACUUCUAUCACAUGGUUGAAUGUGUUCCAGUUCAGUAGCGGUAAGGCUUCAGUACGUCCUGAUGUGAAGGCGAAGAUUGGCAGCAUCAUGGUUUGGCUGCGCGGUGCCCUCGUGACUGGCUGCGUUUCCUGGAAUAAGCUGGAACCUGAGCCUUGAAAACCACACCAUGGAAUGCCUGUAGUACCACACUUCACCUUCAUCCAGCCCACCAGCAUCAGCAGGACUCGAAAACACAAAGAGAGACACAAACAAUUAAGGGACAUAGAGGACGACUCCCAAAUCUGUGCCUCCAAUCUUUGCUCCUGGAGACUCCUUAUCUAUUUAGGUCAGCCAGGAAAGGAAUCUUUUGGAGGGUGCAGGGGAGUGUCAGUGUGUGUGUGUGUGCGUGUGUUUCCCUUUUAGAGUAGGUGCCUGCCCUGGGCACUGAGGCCAUGAGGCCCAAGACUUUCCCAGCUGCACCGUACGUGGGCAACACGCGCCAGAGGCUUCAGGAGAUCAAGGAGGGUCUGAAGCAGCCGGCCAAACUGGUGAGCCAAGCCCUGCACGGGGGCACCUCCCGGACAGAGGGUGGCCGAGGGGCCGACUGCAAGAGCGGGAAAGACACAGCCAGCCGACAGCAGCAGCUCCGACCCCCGCAGAAGUUCAACAACUACCAGAAUGCCUUGCGAGAAAUCCGCAAGUCCCUCAUGCCCUUUGCCAAUGAGUCGGGCCCAUCCUCCGGUUCAGGACACCCUGCGGGCGCUGGGGAGGUCAACCGGCAGAUGCUUCAGGAGCUGGUCAACGCUGGCUGCGACCAGGAAAUGGCAGUGCGGGCACUGAAGCAGACAGGAAGUAGGAACAUCGAAGCGGCCUUAGAGUACAUCAGCAAAAUGGGUUACCUUGACCCUCGCAAUGAACUCAUCGUCCGUGUCAUCAAGCAGACUUCACCAGGGAAAACUGGCAUGCCAACCUCAAUGGACCACCGACCUGCAUUAGAGGCUUCAGGUGAGGCCAUGCCUCCGUACCACCAGAUGGGGGCUAUGUAUGAGGGAUCAGCUGGAUAUGGCCCUGAGGGUGAAAUGGCCAGACCCUACAUGGGCGCUCCCCCCGUAAUUAACUACAUGAUGCCCCCAUCUGGUGCAGCACAGGGCCCUGCCAUGGGAAACCCAAUGGGUCGACCUCCCAGUAUGGGCACCUAUCCAGCAGUGAUGGCCACCCAGAGCAACCCAGCCAAUACCAUGUACCCUCCAGGGGCCCAGCAAAAGGGCUACCCUGGCGGUAUGGAGCAGCACGGGCCCAUGAUGAGCUACAAUGUCCCUGGCCAGCCUCUGCAGCUCCAGCCUCAGCCACCAGGGGGCCCUGUCCCAGGCCCCCACUAUGACUAUGGUCAUGCCAGGCCACACAUGAUGGAGCCUACAGGCUAUGGAGUCAAGAGGACCGCCUCCUUCCAGAACAAAAUGGCACCACCCCCCAUGGCACCCCCAGACAACUACGUCAACAUUCAGGGGAAAGGGGCCAUGGGCCAGAAUGGUCCAGGAGGAGGAGGGGGAGGGUACCCUGCUAACCUGUACCUGCCCCCUCAUUCCCACCCGCGGCAGGCCAGCCCCACCUCCCACCAGGUUCACAUGAUGUCCCGUUCCCCAGGUGGGGUGGCAGCCAUGGGCCCCGACUUCUCCGAUAUGCCCCAGGGCUUGAUGACACCAUCCAGGGCCAGCCUCAACCUGGACCUGUAUGAGCACCACUGGGCAGGGCCCCCAGGUCCUGAAGGGGCCCCUCCAGCAAGGCAACCCCAACCCCAGGGCCCCUUUAGGGGCGAGGUGCGUGUCCCCAGCAGAACCAACUCCUUCAACAGUCGCUCCGCAGGACCCAAUGGUGUCCGGCCAACGAUGACUGCACCCCCCACAGCUGGCAAACAGGACCCCUCCUUGGGCACUCCAAACACCAUCACGGCUGUAACAUCCCCACCCAUCCAGCAGCCGGUCAAGAGUAUUCGUGUGAUGAGGCCAGAGCCCAAGACGGCUGUGGGGCCGUGUCACCCCAGCUGGAUGACUGCUCAGGCCCAGGAUGCAGGUGAGCCUCUGGCCUACAUGGCAGAGGAACCCUACUCUCUUGAGCCUGCCCAGGAGCCACGCUGCCCACCACCACCUUACCCCAAAAGCCUGCUCAUGUCUGGUGCAACUGGUGAGCCAGGGGCCCUGGAAGGAGCCGGAGCCAUGUGUGGAGCUCAGGACCUCAGCAACACUGCUGCCAGAAGCACACAUGGUGGCAGCGGAGGGAGCGGAAAGCCAGAGGAGAACCAGCAGGUGAAAGAGAAGACAAAGAUGGGCAAGGGAGAAAAAAACGUGAAAGACAAGAAGCAGAUCCAGACGUCACCUGUUCCAGUGAGGAAGAAUGGACGGGAUGAGGAGAAGAGAGAGUCGCGCAUCAAGACCUACUCACCUUUCGCUUUCAAGUUCUACAUGGAGCAGCACAUAGAGAAUGUGAUGAAGACCUACCAGCAGAAACUGAACCGCAGGCUUCAACUGGAACAAGAGAUGUCCAAGGCUGGCCUUUCGGAAGCAGAGCAAGAACAGAUGAGGAAGAUGCUGAACCAGAAAGAGUCCAACUACAACAGGCUACGCCGUGCCAAAAUGGACAAGUCCAUGUUUGUCAAAAUCAAGACAUUGGGCAUAGGCGCCUUUGGUGAAGUGUGUCUUACCCGCAAGGUGGACACUGGUGCACUUUAUGCCAUGAAAACACUGCGCAAGAAAGAUGUCCUCAACCGCAACCAGGUGGCCCAUGUAAAAGCAGAGCGUGACAUCCUGGCGGAGGCAGACAACGAGUGGGUCGUGCGUCUCUACUACUCCUUUCAGGACCGUGACAGCCUCUACUUCGUCAUGGACUACAUCCCCGGAGGAGACAUGAUGAGCCUGCUCAUCCGAAUGGGCGUCUUCCCAGAACCUCUGGCACGCUUCUACGUGGCAGAGCUGACACUGGCCAUCGAGAGCGUCCACAAGAUGGGCUUCAUCCACCGCGACAUCAAGCCCGACAACAUCCUCAUUGACCUGGACGGACACAUCAAGCUGACGGACUUCGGCCUGUGCACGGGCUUCCGCUGGACACACAACUCCAAGUACUACCAGAAAGGGAGCCACGUCAGACAGGACAGCAUGGAACCCAGCGACUUCUGGGACGAUGUGUCCAACUGUCGCUGUGGCGACCGGCUGAUGACACUGGAGCAGCGCGCUAACCGGCAGCAUCAGCGCUGCCUGGCUCAUUCGCUGGUGGGAACGCCUAACUACAUCGCACCAGAAGUGCUACUGCGUAAAGGUUACACCCAGCUGUGUGACUGGUGGAGCGUGGGAGUGAUCUUGUUUGAGAUGCUGGUGGGACAGCCGCCCUUUCUGGCCCCCACACCCACCGAGACUCAGAUCAAGGUCAUUAACUGGGAGAGCACCCUGCAGGUGCCUGCCCAGGUCAAACUGAGCCCAGAGGCCGUCGACAUCAUCGGCCGCCUCUGCUGCUCUGCAGAGGAUCGUCUGGGUGCCAAUGGAGCCGGAGAGAUCAAAGCUCACCCCUUCUUCACCCAGAUGGACUUCUCCAGCAAUCUGCGGCAGCAACCAGCCCCCUACCGGCCCAAGAUCGCCCACCCCAUGGACACGUCCAACUUUGAUCCCGUGGAGGAGGAGGGCGGCCCCGGGGCGUGGAGCGACAGCGGGGACAGCACCCGGGCCCUGGACAUGCUCUGCUCCCCGCACGGGAAGCACCCGGAGCACGCUUUCUACGAGUUCACCUUCCGCAGAUUCUUCGACGACAACGGCUGCCCCUUCCGCUACCCUAAGCCGCUUGAAGCAAGCGAGGUGACGCCAAGCAUCACCGGAGCCACCUGCAUGGGUCCAGAAGAGGAGGACGAGCAAGAAGAGGAGGAGGAGGAAGAGGAGGAUGAAGAGGAGGAGGGAGAGCAGGGGGAGGGAUGCGAGCCGGUGUACGUUUAGAGCUGCAGACUGACAGGCUUCCUGAGCGGCGCGUGUCUGUUACUGCCGACUAAUGCUCAUUAUUCAGCUCACGACCCUCCCACCUGCCACUGCUCUUCUUCUGUGUGUGUCUGUGUGUAGAACUCCCCUGAUCCGGGACCAAGAACCAACAUUCUGUUUGUGACUGACUGCAUCAAGGGUGAAGCAUGUGCAGUUAGAGGAGCAAGACUCAGAAACUGUACAAGUUGAAAGGAGAUGGCUGAUAUUCUUUGGAAUGUAAGGAUGUCUAGAUGACAGACGAGAUUUCUAAUUCGAGGACUGCUUCUGGUUGCUCCAGAGGUUUCUUGUCCCAUUCCUUCCACCCUUGGUCUUACGGACGACUGAAACACCUCCACGGUGAUCAGCUGCUCCCUGUUCUACCUGAGCUGCUUUACACUCCAACAUUGGACACUGCAAUGUGAAGAGUGGAACCAGUUUACUCGUUGAUCGAA